AUGAGUAACACUGGUGAAUGGUUUGACUAUGGCUGCAACAACUGGAUCUCCUUCUUCUGCUGUGAGGGCGGCUCCUCUGGUCAGUGUUUCUAUGAAGGAGCUUGGAAGACAUGGCAGGAAGCUCAGAGCUACUGCAGAAACCAAGGCAGAGACCUGCCCAGCAUUCAAGACCAGGCCAGGGUUAAUGAGCUUAUAGGUCUUAUACCUUCAUAUAGUAACUGGUAUUGGAUUGGGCUGCAUCAUGAUAAAGAGAACUGGCAGUGGUCCAGUGGAGGUGAUGUCAUCUACUUCAACUGGGGACGAUACCUCUUCUGUGCUUCAGUCAAUUCAAAGGGAGAGUGGGAGGAUUCACUCUGCAGUCAGGGAAACUAUUUCAUGUGCUACAGCGAGACCAGCAACAUCGCUGAGAGAUACACCCUGAUUGAAGAACUGAAAACCUGGACUGAAGCUCAGCAGUACUGUAGAGAACACCACACUGACCUCGUCAGUAUAAAGAACGCCAGUGAAAAUGAAGAAAUAGUGAAGAAAGCGCAGGGCAAGCGCUUCUGGAUAGGCCUGUUCAAUGAGCCCUGGAAGUGGUCACACCAGGGGGAUAACUACACAUUUCACAGCUGGAGCAAAGGGGAUCCAAACAAUGGGGGAGGGGAUGAGAACUGUGUGGCGAUGAGUAACACUGGUGGAUGGUUUGACUAUGGCUGCAACAAUCAGAUGUCCUUCUUGUGCUGUGAGGGUGAGGACACUGUUUUGACUGUGUUCUCAUUUACUUCAAUGAUUCUCUGA
Molecule: messenger RNA, 780 nt
Organism: Acipenser ruthenus (sterlet)
Lineage: Eukaryota; Metazoa; Chordata; Actinopteri; Acipenseriformes; Acipenseridae
Product: macrophage mannose receptor 1-like
Exons: 4
Coding region: 1-780 (259 amino acids)
Source: RefSeq, a predicted model, not a curated record